This is a messenger RNA of Pelobates cultripes (western spadefoot toad), 2434 nucleotides long. NCBI's taxonomy places the organism in Eukaryota, Metazoa, Chordata, Amphibia, Anura, Pelobatidae. The record is from the annotation of a GenBank genome assembly.
AUUGCCUUUGCAGGGAGGUGAUGAGGGUGCUGGGUGGAAAGAAGAAGAAAAAAAAGAAAAGCAAUUGCAAAAAGACAAUGACGGAUGAAAUAGCAGACCAGGUACUGCUAAAGCGAUAUGCUGCAGUGAAGGACCACGUUUUUGAGCAGCAGAGUAGCACAAGAAAACCCAAUGUGCCUGGCUUUCCUAUGACAUACAACCCUUCUAACGCCUGGGUGCUUCCUGCUUAUUCCCAGGAAGAUUCGGAAGGUCAUCCGUCUGUGCCGGGAGGAAGAAUACGGCAACACGAUGACAUCUUGGAUGGGUCUCUGGUGAUCUCUAAAAGUCACCGUCGUCACAAUAAAAAGUGGAGAGGAAGUGGUAUGGCUCUGUUGAAGGCGUCACUCAUGGCUUUCAGUUUUGUGUUUUGGGUCGCUGGUCUAGUAAUGCUCACCGUGGGCAUCUGGGCUAAGCUCUCCUUAGAAGAAUACUUGGUUCUAUCCACUAAUGAUUAUCCGAAUACCCCACUCAUCCUACUCGUGAGCGGAGCCGCUGUCUUACUGUGGGGCUUUCUGGGUUGUCUCAGCGCUGCCGCGGAGAAACGUUUCCUCUUGCGUAUCUAUGGACUCUUCCAAAUGGCGGUUCUGGUGGCGGGACUGGCCGCAGGACUCUCUGGUUUGUUCUAUAGAAGGUAAUUUAAUUUCCCUAUUCCUAUUCUGCUAAGUAAAGCAUGACAUAAUGGUGACAAAGAAUUUGAUUUCAUUUAAUUUUUACAAUAUUAUAGUCCACUAAGUCCAGGUUAACAUUACACUAAACAGCUAAUUUAUAGGCCAAAAUAGCUGUAGAAAAUAGCUUAAUGUGAGAUUUUGUUUUCCCAGAUUAGCCAUAUUUUCCUGCAUUUUGAAAUUCCCUACAAGAUUGUUUGAACGAAAAACCCUGUUAGUGUUUGGCAAUCAAAAAUACAAUAAACGUUCGCAGAGAGGAGAGAGCAAUACAUUUAUUCCAGUUUUCCUGCUUACUGAAACUAACUGACAAGCAGUGUUCCUGAUAAAUGGAACUAUAAUGUAUACACAUCAGCAGCGGAACUACCAGCGAUACAGCCACACCAUUGGCCACCAUUGGGGCAUUAGAACCCAUUCUCUGAUCAGGGGCCCCGUUGAGCGGUUGGGUCCUUUAAUGCUACAUGAUCAGGUUGGGGAAAUAGAAAUAUCUCCCCCAAUUGGACUGUAUUUAACAGCGCCCCAGCCCACACCCCUGCCAGAUCUAAAUGCCAGUGGUAGGAUAUGAUCCAUCUACAGCAGGGGUUCCCAAUUAAUUUUUCCUGUAGAACCCUUUGACAUAGUGUAUUAACAUCGUGGAACCGUUUGUUUUCCUGGCACUGGAGAAUCCCUUUAAUUACCAGUUCAGAUGGAUCUUGUGCUAAAGUAAUUGCUUAGAAUUGUUGCCAAUUUCAGCCGAAGAAUCCUCACUUUGCCACUGAUUGCCAUGAUACAGCUUGGGUGUAGUUCACUGCCAAUAAACUGUCAACAACAACUCUUAGAAUUUAAACUUUUCUUUCUGCAAGGUAUACAUUGUAAGUGAACUACGUGUCGUGUGACUUUGCUUUGUACAUGUCUUACAACAGGGACAUUGCUGAUGGCUUUGAAAGCGGCUUGCAAGAUGCAGUUAUUUCCUAUUCUGAAGAUGAGGAGAAGGCCGAUGCGUUGGAUGUUAUUCAGCGGGCUCUGCACUGUUGUGGGGUUCACAGUUACCUAGACUGGCUCGAUUCCCCUUGGUCAAUAGAGCAACGGGAGCAACAUUCGUACUAUGAAUACAGCAAUGGCUCUGUGCCCAGUAGCUGCUGCCAGGCACGACGGGGAUGCCACAACAGCCCUGUGCUCGCCGGUGCCCCAGGUAUCCACAGGGAAGGAUGUUUUAAGAAAGUCUGUGACUUUGUAAGCGACAACAUGUUCUACAUAGCCACAGCGGCCCUGGGACUGGCUAUCAUGCAGGUGGUAGGCAUCAUUUUAACAUGUGUCUUGGCCACUAAAAUUACUCAAAGGAUGUCCGAUAUGGUUCCAACGUAGGAUCUGCGGGAAUGUGUUUUAUAUAAUACCAUUACUAACAGAGCAGGCCUGUCAGUGAGCUAUAAAUCCCAUUAAGCCUUCCAACCACUUUUUGUUGUUUCGGUUGGCAGAAGAAUUAUAGUCAGCUGACUUAAUUUCAUAACAUAAAAUGUAAUCUCUGUUACAUGUUGUUUAAUUUUGUUAUUUAUUACUGCUCUGCUAAGUUCCCUUGUCCAGAGCCAUUUAAGGUGCAUGCGUAACAAAAGCCGUAUCUAGUAUUGAAAAAUGACUGGUUUGGACGAAUACAAAAGUAUAUCAGAUCUGUAAUGCUUGUCCCUUAAACUUUAAGAUUGUCAAUUAGAUGUUUAAGGAAUUUUCACAUUUCAAAUUAAAUAAGAUUUACAAGAAUA